Molecule: messenger RNA, 2142 nt
Organism: Spinacia oleracea (spinach)
Lineage: Eukaryota; Viridiplantae; Streptophyta; Magnoliopsida; Caryophyllales; Amaranthaceae
Product: isocitrate lyase
Exons: 5
Coding region: 256-1992 (578 amino acids)
Biological process (GO): carboxylic acid metabolic process
Cellular component (GO): glyoxysome
Molecular function (GO): isocitrate lyase activity
Source: RefSeq, a predicted model, not a curated record
ACCACGCACCCUAGUAAUUCAUUCAAUAUAGGUUCAUUGGUAUUUUGUUGUCAUCCGCAAGGAUGUAUCAUAUAUUUCGUGUCAACCAUGCUGUCAAAUGAUGGAGUGAUCGUCUUCUUCUAUAAAUUAGGCAUGUAAGAAGAGAACCCAUUACAUUGCCAUCCAAAUUAUUCAUCAUAUUCUUCAUAUCCUAAACUCUAUCUCCUAUUCUCCUCCCUUCCAUUUUUACUUAUUUUUUAAGUCCAGCAGCUAGCAAUGGCUUCAACUCUCACAGUGUCUUCAAUGAUAAUGGAGGAAGAAGUUCAAUUCGAAGCAGAGGUAGCAGAGGUGCAAUCAUGGUGGAACACAGAGCGGUUCAAGCUAACACAUCGCCCGUACACGGCACGAGACAUCGUCUCCCUUCGCGGCACCUUGAGGCAGAGCUACCCCUCGAAUGUCUUAGCCAAGAAGCUGUGGCGCACCCUUAAGAGCCACCAAGCCAAGGGUACUGCUUCUAGAACCUUUGGUGCAUUGGACCCUGUACAAGUCACUAUGAUGGCAAAACACCUCGACACGAUUUACGUGUCGGGGUGGCAGUGCUCCUCCACUCAUACUUCCACCAACGAGCCCGGUCCCGACCUCGCUGACUACCCCUACGACACUGUCCCUAACAAGGUGGAACAACUCUUCUUUGCACAACUAUAUCAUGAUCGAAAACAAAGGGAGGCCCGAAUGAGCAUGUCUCGCGAGGAGAGGGCUAAGACGCCGUAUGUGGAUUACCUUAAGCCUAUUAUAGCUGAUGGGGAUACUGGCUUUGGUGGUGCUAGUGCUACUGUUAAGAUGUGCAAGCUUUUCGUGGAGCGUGGUGCUGCCGGUGUUCAUAUAGAGGAUCAAUCUUCGGUGACAAAGAAGUGUGGUCAUAUGGCUGGUAAGGUUUUGGUGCCUGUUAGUGAGCAGAUUAAUAGGCUUGUGGCUGCUAGGCUUCAGUUUGAUGUGAUGGGGGCUGAGACCGUUUUGGUGGCUAGGACUGAUGCUGUUGCGGCUAACCUCAUACAGUCUAAUGUUGACACUCGUGACCACCAAUUCAUCUUAGGGGCUACCAACCCGGCUCUUCGUGGCAAGGGCCUUGCUACUAUUCUCUUCUCAGCCACCAAUUCAGGUAAGGCAGGUCCUGAGCUGCAAGCACUGGAAGACGAGUGGCUUGCAAAAGCCCAGCUCAAGACUUUCUCCGAAUGUGUAAGUGAUGCAAUAAUCAAGGGGCUAAAUGGAGUGGGGGAGGUGGAGAAGACUAGGCGACUUAACGAGUGGAUGAACCACUCGAGCUUCGAUAAGUGUUUGUCAAAUGAAGAAGCCAAAGAGGUUGCAUCAAAGUUAGGUCUCCAAAACCUGUUUUGGGAUUGGGAUUUGCCAAGGACUAGGGAAGGGUUCUACAGGUUUAAGGGGUCUGUUGAUGCUGCCAUUUUACGUGGAUGGGCUUUCGCUCCUCACACGGAUUUAAUCUGGAUGGAGACCUCGAGUCCUGAUCUUGUGGAGUGUACUGAAUUCGCAAAUGGAAUGAAGUCGACGCAGCCAGAAAUGAUGUUAGCGUACAACCUCUCGCCUUCGUUCAAUUGGGAUGCGUCUGGUAUGAAUGAUCAACAAAUGAUGGAUUUUAUUCCUAAGAUUGCUAAGCUUGGGUUUUGCUGGCAGUUCAUUACUCUUGCUGGUUUUCAUGCUGAUGCUUUAGUCGUUGACACUUUUGCUAAAGAUUAUGCUAAGAGGGGUAUGCUUGCCUAUGUUGAAAGGAUUCAAAGGGAGGAAAGAAACCAUGGAGUUGAUACUCUCGCGCACCAGAAGUGGUCGGGUGCCAAUUACUAUGAUCGUGUGUUAAGGACUGUUCAGGGUGGUAUCACCUCAACGGCGGCCAUGGGAAAAGGGGCUACCGAGGAGCAAUUCAAGGAGACGUGGACUAGGCCAGGAGCAACUUCAGAUAUGGGUAAUGGGGAUGUAGUGCUUGCUAGGCCAAGAAUGUAAGCCAAGGGGUGCAGCAGGAAAAAUAUCUUUAAUUUCCAAUGUUUGGUGUUACUUUGUAUGUUUAAAAUGUAAACUGGAAACAAAACCCAUGUGUCAUCAUUAUUUUUGUUUACGCUGAAGCCAAUGACACGAUGAGUCAAUGAAUUUGAA